CCGGGCUGCAUUUUGGAUCCAGUCGUUCUCCCUCAUCCCCGACCGACCUCUCCCUUCCCCCUCUCACCGUUGGUCUCCUCCCCCUAUUACUCGGCUAUACUCUCCUCGCACAAGUCCAUUCCUUCUAUUCCACACCGGCCAUCAUGUCUGCCUCCAAGGCAGAGUCUCAAAAGAUCUUUGAGAAAUUAAAGCUCAAACCCGCAAACAAGAUCUGCUUCGAUUGUGGCUCCAAGAACCCAACAUGGUCCUCGGUGCCUUUCGGUAUCUACCUGUGCCUGGACUGCUCGGCUAACCACCGGAACCUGGGUGUCCACAUCUCCUUUGUUCGCUCCACCAACCUCGACCAAUGGCAGUGGGAGCAGCUCCGCAUGAUGAAAGUCGGCGGAAAUGAGUCUGCCACCAAGUACUUCCAAUCACACGGAGGGUCUGCCGCUUUGGCUAGCAAGGACGCGAAGGUCAAGUACACAUGUAACGCCGCCGUGAAGUAUAAAGAGGAGUUGAAGAGACGGGCCGCUCAGGAUGCGCAGCAGUACCCCGAAGAGGUGGUGAUCACAGAUAUCCCCGUCGGUACCUCGUCCAAUGGCUCGAGCACCCCUGCCGGAGAUGGUGACGAUGAUUUCUUCUCCUCCUGGGACAAGCCAUCCAUCAAGCGGCCAAGCAACCCUCCUUCCCGCACGGGUACCCCUCCGGUUGUGAGUCGCACCGCGUCGCCCUUCCUCAACUCGGGUGCCAAUGGCUCGCGCUCCAAAUCCCCGCUUUCCGCUUCCGACAAAGAUAGCGCUGCUGCCUCUCCCGCCCCGGCCGCUAUUCGGGCCAGUGCUACUGUUCGCAAGACUUCCUCGACCUCGACUGCCAAGAAGGGUAGUGUGUUGGGUGCCAAAAAGGCCCCCAAGCUUGGGGCCAAGAAGAUCGUCAGCGGCGCGGACAUUAUCGAUUUCGAUGAGGCGGAGAGAAAGGCCAAGGAAGAAGCCGAGCGCAUCGAGAAACUGGGCUAUGAUCCUGAAGCUGAACGGGCUGAAGCCGAGGCCAAGACUAAGGCCACUACCGCAGCCGCGCCCAUUGCUUCUCCUACUCCCAUCAACCCUUCGCGGACAUCUCAGGAACGCAGCUCCGGCGAUGUCGAGCGCCUUGGAAUGGGAAUUGGACGACUAGGGUUCGGGCAGACCGUUGGCGCUCCGAAGCCUCCUGCUCCGAAGAAGUUGGGCUUUGGUGCCGUGGCUACUAGAUCUGCAGCCGACGAUGAGGAAUUGAAGCAAGCCAAGUCUAGGUUUGGCGCUCAGAAGGGUAUCUCGUCUGAUGAGUUUUUCGGACGGGAUCGCUUUGACCCCAACGCCCAAGCCGAGGCUAAGGAGCGUCUGCGUCAAUUUGAUGGCGCUACCGCUAUCUCCAGCAACUCCUACUUUGGCCGUCCUGAGGACGAUCUACCCGCCGAGAGCGACACAUACGGAGACAUCGAAAACGCAGCGAAGGAUUUCGUGCGCCGGUUUGGUAUCACCGCAGGUGAUGAUCUUGAGAAUUUGACGCAGCUGGUUGGAGACGGUGCCAUUAAGCUGCAGGGUGCUAUACGCAGCUACCUCAACAGCUAAACGUGACCCUUUGUCGUAUUCCACGCAACGCACUCAAUUCCCCGGUUCUUGCACCUCAUCUUGACCUUUCUGCUAGCCAUUCAUCUACGAUCUCCUUCACAUGUGGCGUUUCCAUCCUCAUGAUCUUUCUAUUCCCCUGAUUCGUAUUGUUCUAGACAGACAAGUGCCCGGUCCACUCUAACCAAACGCGCAGUGUCCCGCAGAUCACUAGACCCCCGUCGUCCAUCGAUGCGGUUUAGACGGGACCGGAAUUACCUCAUCAACUGUUUGCCUUGUUCCCAUUUUCAGAAUCACCGUCAGCAACGGUUUUCGUACGCUUUGAGACUUUCUUUGUAUUCUUGUAUAUCCGUUGCAUAUAAGUAGUCGCGUUCACCAUUACCGGGAAACCUCCUCUGGAUGUAAACGCAUAGCAAUUGACUUCGCCAUCACA
Aspergillus saccharolyticus JOP 1030-1 is the source of this 2016-nucleotide messenger RNA. RefSeq names its product ADP-ribosylation factor GTPase-activating protein. The transcript has 6 exons. The record is from RefSeq and is a predicted model, not a curated record. Gene Ontology annotation, molecular function: GTPase activator activity. The coding region runs from base 144 to 1586 and encodes 480 amino acids. NCBI's taxonomy places the organism in Eukaryota, Fungi, Ascomycota, Eurotiomycetes, Eurotiales, Aspergillaceae. Gene Ontology annotation, biological process: COPI coating of Golgi vesicle.